Molecule: messenger RNA, 754 nt
Organism: Paramecium sonneborni
Lineage: Eukaryota; Ciliophora; Oligohymenophorea; Peniculida; Parameciidae
Source: the annotation of a GenBank genome assembly
AUGGAUUUUAAAUCUCGUUUUAAAGGAAAGAUGACUAUUAUGAAUAAAGAAGGUGUAAUAGGAAUGGUGAAUAAACCUUCAAUUCCUAUAAUUAAGAAUUUACAAUCCUUUGUCUAAAAAGAUGAAAUCUCUCCAACCAUUUAGAAACUUGGUCUAAACACAUCAGGAAUAAGAGAAACUAAAUCUCAUAUCUUUACUAAUAUCCAAUCUUCUCCAAAUCAAAGAAAUUAAACCAACUAUGCUUAAAAGUUUUCAAAUGCUGGUUAAUAAAUUAUUAAAUAAAAUCAUGUUAAAACUGAGCAUCAUUAUUAUUAAGAUGAUCCUAAAAAAUAACUAAACUAAUAUCAAUUUAAAAUACAAUAAGACUUUAAUUAAUUAGAUAUGAAUCAAUAUGAAAUUAUAGCUAUUCCAAAAAUUAUGUUAGGUUAACUUCGACAAUAAAUGAAUGUUGAUAAAUAUGGAUUAACGAGAAGUUUAGCUCCUAAUAAAAAAAUACCUAUUGAGUAUUUAUUUCAUUUAUUAUAGAUUUUCUUAAUUAUCACCUUAAAUUACUACUUAAUGUACAAGCUAUAAUUAAACACCUUUGCUUAAAAAAUAAAAUACUAUUGAUUAAAUAUUUAAAUCACCAUUUAAUAAACAAAAAUCUGAUAAAAUAGAGAAAAAAAAUAAAAUUAUCUAAUAAGCUGGACUUGGAACUUUAAGAUACAAGUAAAUUUAAUUUAUUAUAUAAAUUAGUUCCUAUAGUAAAAGAUGA